This is a messenger RNA of Exserohilum turcica Et28A, 2274 nucleotides long. RefSeq lists its product as uncharacterized. Gene Ontology annotation, cellular component: Swr1 complex; NuA4 histone acetyltransferase complex. Gene Ontology annotation, molecular function: transcription corepressor activity. Bases 53 to 1996 code for a protein of 647 amino acids. Gene Ontology annotation, biological process: negative regulation of transcription by RNA polymerase II; DNA repair; chromatin remodeling. Lineage: Eukaryota; Fungi; Ascomycota; Dothideomycetes; Pleosporales; Pleosporaceae. The record is from RefSeq and is a predicted model, not a curated record. The transcript is spliced from 3 exons.
GCACCCUCUCCUUUCACCGGCUCAUCACCGACGGCGCCUUGCGAUAGUUGCGAUGGCGUCGGGACGCGAUGUGCGCGAUAUGCUCGGGCUGCCUGCUGCCGGCGGUGAUACGCCAAAGACAGCAGGUUCAGCAGCAUUAGCGGCGCAGACACAGAAGCGGUCAAAGCCUGCGGGAGGGAGCAGGAAGAUACAGGGCGUUGCGCGCGAGGUUGCUGCGCUGUAUGGCGAACGGCCGCCGCCCGUCGCCGUCUACGAGGAGAAGAAGGCGUACAGGGCGAAGAGACAGAGCACAGGGCCGGCAAAGAAGUGGAUACAACAGCCCUUUACCAAUCCCGCGCGUGCCGAUGGCCUUGUCCUCAAGCACUGGCGGCGGAAGCCCACGACUGCGCCGCCAGUACAGGAGGCCGACGACGCGACCAUGCAAGAGGGCGACACAGCCGACGCCUCGGACAUGUACGUCGAAUCAUGCUCCGACUACGCCAAAUACGACAUCAAAGUGGACAUGCCGAGCUUCACAGACGAGGAGUACGACCAGUUCUUGCGCAGCGACGACUGGAGUCGCGAAGAGACAGACUACUUGUUCGAGGUGGUUAGAGACUACUCGUAUCGAUGGCCGGUGAUAUGGGAUCGCUACGACUACGUGCCAUCGCGACAAUUCAUGCCCGAAUCCACAGACGGCGAUCAGUCGCUCGCGACGAUGCCUUUUGCGCCGUCAAAAAAACGGUCGCUCGAAGACCUCAAGGCGCGCUUCUACGACAUCUCUGCCAAGCUCAUGAAGCAGCGCAUACCCGAGGUUUCCAUGGAUGCCGACCAAUACAGCCUCUACGAGAUGCUCACCAAAUUCGAUCCCGUCAUGGAAAGGAACAGGAAGAUGCUGGCUACGGCGCUCAUCAAUCGCACCAUGGACGAGGUCAAGGAGGAGGAGUUUCUGCUCACCGAGCUCCAACGCAUCAACAUGGCUGCGAACCGGCUGGACGCCGAGCGCGAAGAACUGCGUGCGCGACUCGAUGCGCCACCCCAAAAUCCACAAGCUUCUGCAGGAUUACAGGCAUUUACUUCGUCGCAAGCAUUGCAGGCCCUCUUCCAACAACUAUUCCAACAAGAUCGCAGCAAGAAGCGCGCAGCAGGCGGAGGAACAGGGCCUGGCCGGCUCAGUCUUUCCGCCAACGACAUGGUUCACACCCCUGGCUCGGCACAGCAACAACUAUCUGCUGCGAACCGGCGGCAAAGCAUGGCACAGAGCCAACAAACACCCGCACAAACACCCGUCAAACAUCUUUCACCACACCAAGAACAUCGGUUCAAUGUAUCAACACACGACCGGCUUACAUCGGGCGUCACGUUUGGCUCGGAUAAGUUGCUCAAGAUGCGACAAGCCAAGAGCAACGUCCAGACACAAAAGAUUGGCCAGAUGCUUGCUGCGCUGGGUGUGAGCGAUAUUGUCAGCAUACCCACGAGCAAAGUUGGUGAAGUCUUUGAAGUUCUUGUUACCAAGGUUAGCAAAUUACUUGACGUACGAAAAGUACGUGAGAAGGAGGAGGGAGAAUGUAAAGUUCUGCUUGCCAUGAAGGAACGGCGGAAUGGCGGCAACAAUGGAGGCGGUGGUGGUGGCGGCAAUGGCAGCAACGAAGAAAACAAACCGAAACAAGAGGUCCGCGACUCGCAAGAAACGCCUGGUGCCGACGCCGACGCGGAUGGAGAAAACGAUGAAGACGACGUCAACAAGAACUAUGGCGACGAUGCCGAAGGCGAAGCCGACGACCAGGAAGGCAAUGAUGCAGAUAAUCCCGAAGACGAUGCAGAAGGCGAAGAAGACGAAGGCGGUUUCAACGGCGAAGCCGACGACGCAGAUGUCGACGCAGAAGGCGAGGACGAAAGCAGCAAGCAACAGUCUCGAGCAACAAGUCAAAGCGCUUCGGGCCAAGGGCAUAAGCGAAGUGCAAGCGUCUUCUCACAAGGGAGCGAGAUAAGCACCAGCAAGCGAGCUCGAAAGUAACAAAACAAAACAAGAGAAAAAAAAAACAUUUUACAUGUUUCAAAACUGGGGGGUUUUUUUUUCCUCCCCUCGUCUUCUCGUGUCUUUACCCUACUGUGGUUUAGAGUUUCUGGUUGCUGUUUUGGCAAGACCUCUCUCUCUCUCUCUCUUUAUCACACACCCAUAUACAAAUUUGCAUAGCGUUGGCGUUUUGUUCUACUUUCUUUCUCUUUCUCUCCUACUUUUUUUUUCCAGGGCCAUGCGUACGCGUACAUAUAUGUAAGAACAUUGGUGAUUUU